UAGGGUUGGUAGAAGGGGAAGAGGGUUUGAAGUUGAAAGAAGCAGUGAGAUCAGAGAGCGAGAGAGAAAGAGAGACAAUGGCGUCAGGCUGGGGAAUUACAGGCAACAAAGGUCGGUGCUACGAUUUCUGGAUGGAUUUCAGCGAAUGCAUGUCUCGCUGCCGAGAACCCACGGAUUGUGGUCUUCUCCGUGAAGAUUACCUCGAGUGCCUCCACCAUUCCAAAGAGUUUCAACGACGUAACCGGAUUUACAAGGAGGAACAGCGCAAAAUAAGGGCUGCUGGCAAGAAAGCCAAGGAUGAUGGGGUUGUUAAGGAACAUCAUUAGCACCCCGUUGUCAACAUUUUCAAUUUAAGCUCUGAACGAUUAUUUUGUUAAAACGUUUGUAAUUUGCUUGGAUCGGUAUUCCUGCAUAUUCUGUCAGCCCAUAUUUUAACUUGAGUUUGCAGACUUCAUUUUCCCUGUGCAAUAAUCCAGAGAUCAUCUUGGAACUGCAAGUUAGACCAUAAGUUUGCUGAGUUUCGUAAAUGUCUUUUGAAAUGCAAACGUGAUGGCUGAUAAUUGAAAUCCACGAAAUGAAAAUAUCUACAGCAUACAAUUUUA
Molecule: messenger RNA, 602 nt
Organism: Vigna angularis (adzuki bean)
Lineage: Eukaryota; Viridiplantae; Streptophyta; Magnoliopsida; Fabales; Fabaceae
Product: NADH dehydrogenase [ubiquinone] iron-sulfur protein 5-B
Exons: 2
Coding region: 78-326 (82 amino acids)
Biological process (GO): mitochondrial respiratory chain complex I assembly
Source: RefSeq, a predicted model, not a curated record